AAGCCAGCCUUGGCUAGAGCAAGCAGCAGGAUCGGGCAGCCUGGUGCAGAGCCUGUGAAGUAUUCCAAGUCAUUACAAGUCCCCUUUCUCAGAAAAUUGGACUGAGAUGGGAAAAAAAAAAAAAUCAAACAAGUGGCUAUGUAGCUGUAUUAACCUGUGUUUGUACUAUAUGAUGUAGAUCACUGAUAAGCAGAUCGCAAAGAGACACGACCGCUUGCGACACAGCCAUCUGAAAAGAACUGGGCUUAUUCCAUGAAACCUAACUGAAGUGCAACUGAUAGUGUUUAAGCUGGGGACUCUUAUUUUGAUAUGCUUGCACAGCUAGGUGGACAAGGGAGUACAUCAGAUGUCAUUAUCUGGCAGCAGAUAAAAGUCCUUGGUCUUAUAACACUAAGCAGAGUGCUACUAUGAUUACAGUCCGUGUCAGGGAAUGACUAUUCCGUCCGCAAAAUAUUGGUUACAGCCCAGGUGACAACUUCUGUAGGAAUAAUCCACAUCAAGACAGCCCCUUUCCAUCGAGGUAGGGAUUCCAUUCUACCCAGGAACCUAGCCAAGAAAGUUUUUGUGGUCCAUCAUCUAAUUUUUACCAGCCACCAACCCAAAGCCCAUUGUCACCUACAAAAAGCCAGGACUGUCACGAAACCUCCCCUAUGAGUGUCAGUAAUCUCCCAUCCAUGUCCUCUGUAUGCCAACCAAGCAUGUUUAACUACGAGCGUCCAAAACAUUUUAUCCAGUCUCAGAAUACGUGUCAAGGGAAACUGCAGCCUCCGGGACCCAAGACACCUGCAUUUUCAAGCAGUCAAACCAAACAGUCAUCAAUUCUAAUCCAGCCUCGUAACUCUAGUGAGCAGAAGUUUUCUUCGUCUUCAUCGCUGAGCUCCCCAAUCUUUCUCUCCUCGUCUUCCCAUAGCUCCCAUAAGGAAUCUGCAUUUCCCAUCACACCUGCAUCUGCACAGUCUCCUGCUACCUCCUCCUCUGGGCAAAGGCUUUCAUCCAUGCAUAACCAGUCCCCUGCAGCAUUCCUUUGCUCAGUGUUGCCCUCACAGUCUGAUUAUAACAGCCAAGCUCUUUCUACUGUGGAAUCUAAUAAUUACUCAAAGCCAAUGUAUACCAAACAAGCCAGCACCAAGCUAACAUACAAGACAUCAGAUCAAGAGAUACAAGGAACAAAAGAAGCCCUCAUUCAAGACUUGGAAAGGAAACUGCGAGGCAAAGACAACCUUCUUCAUAACGGCAACCAGCGGCUAACCUAUGAAGAGAGAAUGGCUCGGAGGCUGCUUGGACCAGAAAAUGCUGCUUCUGUGCUUGUAACUCAAAAUGAAGAACAUGUGCAGAACUCACAGCAGAAUUCAGAAAACACAAGACUACAGGUUCCUACGCCACAAAUCAGGAGCAGACAGUCCUCAAGAGGAGAGGGGAAGGAGCAUGGCUUAAUCCAGGAGAAGUUUUUUCAACCACGUUUUGUCCAAGUGCCUGAAGACAAAAUGACUGUUGAAGAGGGACGAUUUUGCAGGAUUGACUUCAAAGUCAGUGGGCUACCAGCUCCAGAUCUGGUAUGGUAUUUAAAUGGAAGGUUGGUCCACCCAGAUGACUUUCAUAAAAUGAUAGUGUCUGAAAAGGGCUUUUACUCACUCAUUUUUGAAGUGGUCAGAGGCUCUGAUGCAGGGACAUAUGAAUGUGUGGCCUCCAAUCGUGCUGGAGAAGCCUCCUUUACAGUACAACUGGAUGUAAUUGCAAAGGAACAUCAGAAAGCUCCAUGUUUUAUCUUCAAACCACAAAGCAAAAGAGUUUAUGAAGGGGAUUCAGCCAGACUGGAAUGUCAGAUUUCUGCCAUCCCUACACCACGGAUUUACUGGAAAAGAAACAAUGAAAUGCUACAGUAUAAUACAGACCGAAUAAGUUUGUUCUAUGAUAAUCCUGGAAAGAUUUGCCUCCUAAUCCAUAACGUUAAUAAGAAAGAUGCCGGUUGGUACACAGUAUCUGCAGUCAACGAGGCAGGAGUGGCCACAUGCCACUGCAGACUGGAUGUUGCAACUCACACAUACAAGCCAAUGCCAACCCCCAAGCAGUUGAAGGUUCGACCGACUUUUAGCAAAUACCUGGCUUUCAAUACUAAAGGACUGGAUGUGAAACCAGCUUUCUCACCAGAAGGAGAGUUUGAACGGCUGGCUGCUCAAUCUGGACUGUAUGAAAGUGAUGAACUUUAAUGUGAAAAGAGGAGGAAAAUGCACUUAUGUAACAGACCCAUAUCCUAACUCCAUAUAUAUGCAGUUAAGUGGCAGUUGCUCUAACUAGCAAACAUACCUACAUAUUUUAUUUAUAAUUUGACUCGUGCACAUAUUUCCUGCUGUUCUGAUUUUACCAAGGUAGUACUCCAUUUGUAUGGAUUGGUGAAUAUAGCAGAUAACACUCAACUGUUGUAUUUUAACUGUAAAGCCUAAGAAGCCAGGGCAGUUGGUGAUGAUGGAAGUGUAGGUUUAACUACAUCUAUGCUCAAUUACAAGGAAAAGCAUGUUUAUUUGUACUGUUUUUUAAUAUCACCACUCUCAGUAAAACAAACUUUGUGCUGCCUGAAUACUAAAACCAAAUAGAUUUGAAUGUUUUUAUGUGGAUUUAUGUCAAAUGCAAAUAAAGCACUAAAUAUAAAAUACA
Messenger RNA from Chelonoidis abingdonii (Abingdon island giant tortoise), 2652 nucleotides. It is a transcript of the gene MYOT, whose product is annotated as myotilin. Gene Ontology annotation, cellular component: plasma membrane; axon. NCBI's taxonomy places the organism in Eukaryota, Metazoa, Chordata, Testudines, Testudinidae. The record is from RefSeq and is a predicted model, not a curated record. Gene Ontology annotation, biological process: dendrite self-avoidance; axon guidance; homophilic cell-cell adhesion. Gene Ontology annotation, molecular function: cell-cell adhesion mediator activity.